CUCCUAAAGCUAAUUUCUCAGAAGCCAAGGGGAAGAGAGAGGGGUCAUCCUUGUUCUGUUCCAUAAGUGAUGCUUGACAAGGCGUUUAAAAGGAAAAGGCAGAAUGAACCCCCACCUGAACCGUCAAAUGAGUUAACCCAUGUUCCCUAUGGGAGGGCUGAAGAAAAAUGCAGUAAAAUCCAAUUUUGCCAAAAUGCUGCAUGCAGAGCUUUUUUAAGUCAAGAUGAUAUCUUUUGCAAGAGAUGUUCUUACUGUAUUUGUCAUCAGUCUGAUGAUAACAAGGAUCCUAGUCUAUGGUUAACGUGGGAAUUUGAUUCUCUUGAUGAGAAUGAGUCAUGUGGAAUAUCAUGCCAUCUUGACUGUGCUUUGACAGAUGAAAGAGCUGGCAUCAUUAAGAGCAAUUGUUCUGUGAAGUUUGAUGGAAAUUUCUAUUGCGCUGCUUGUGGGAAGAUAAAUGGACUAAUGAGAAUUUGGCACUGGAAAUCUACUAAGAAUGCUUGUCCAGAUAACCCAACUUUCAUUGCAUUGAGGCCACAAAAAAGAUUUAAGAUAAUGGAUCUCAACCCUUCAGUUGAGUAUUUCUGCAAAGUUUCUCUUUUUAGCAGCAAGGAGAAGGUAGGUGUAUGGGAGGCAAAAUGGGUAACACCUGCUUCAAGUGAAAAUUGUAUUGCAGCUUUAGUACAUGAAAAGGAAGAAACUCUUAGAACAGCUCAAAUUUAUUCUCAAGUGAACUCAACUAACUCAAGCAACACUGAGCUAGCCUUUGAAGAGCAUGAUGCAAAGCUUCCAACAUUUGACGAAGCAAGCAAGUGUAUGAAUGAUGGGUUGCAUUCACCCCAUUUCUUGGAAAAAGUUCCUCCUUUGAGUCCCUCAUCACUUUAUCCUUCUACACCUUGUAAGUUGCAAACAACAAGGGAGUUACCUGGCGCUCACUGUAAAAAGAGCUUGGAGGAGAGUGACUAUGAGUAUGCCGUAAGAAUGGUAAAGUGGUUAGAGCACGAAAGGCACAUGGACAAGGAUUUUAGAGUUAAGUUCCUUACGUGAUUCAGCCACAAAGCAACAAAACAAGAGAGAAGGGUGAUCAGUGUUUUUGUGGAUGCUUUGAUCGGUGACCCAGUAGGCUUGGCUGAACAGAUAAGUCAUACCUUCAUGGAUGAGAUCUAUUGUGAGCAAAAAACAAUUCUGGGCAUAGGUUCUGUGCUAGAUUAUGGCAUUAAAGUAGAAUAGGAGAA
Molecule: messenger RNA, 1232 nt
Organism: Rubroshorea leprosula
Lineage: Eukaryota; Viridiplantae; Streptophyta; Magnoliopsida; Malvales; Dipterocarpaceae
Source: the annotation of a GenBank genome assembly